Molecule: messenger RNA, 3037 nt
Organism: Lacerta agilis (Sand lizard)
Lineage: Eukaryota; Metazoa; Chordata; Lepidosauria; Squamata; Lacertidae
Product: zinc finger protein 271-like
Exons: 3
Coding region: 186-2996 (936 amino acids)
Biological process (GO): regulation of transcription by RNA polymerase II
Molecular function (GO): RNA polymerase II cis-regulatory region sequence-specific DNA binding; DNA-binding transcription factor activity, RNA polymerase II-specific
Source: RefSeq, a predicted model, not a curated record
GCCCCAUUUAUCUGAGCAAACACCCAAGUGGAUCAGUGAAGGGGCUUGAGAUGAAGAAGGGAAGCCUGUGAAUUCACCAAUGUCUACCAGAAGGGGCAAAGAGAAAGUGGCAGACAGUAGAUGAAACAGAAGACGCCCGUGCCUACAAAGAAGGUUGCAAGGAGCCCAGUUGGACCACAGCCAGGAUGAUGAUGUUUGAUACUUGCAAGGAGCCAGACCUGUGCAUUGUCUAUGGGGAACCCAUCAGGCCAAAGCCCAUCAUCCAUAAGAGAACGCAGGUGCAGCAGAAAGCCCACCCAGUCGAGGAGGAGGAGGAUGUAGCCCUUUUUCGUGGGGGAAGUUUCAGAGCCUCCUGGGAAAUCACAGUGCAGACAAUUCCUGGUGCUGCUGAGGAGCAGGAUGUGUGCAUUGUGGGCGAGAAAAACAUCUGGCAGUUCCCCAACACCAGCGAGAGAAAGGCGUGUUUGCAGGAAACCCACUCAGUGGAGGGUCCCGUUCCCAGCAAACUAGACUCCAGCGUCCCCAUUGAACCUCCAGCCCAGGCUGUUGUUGAUGCUGCUAAGGGACAAGACAUCUGCAUUGCGUAUGAGCAAGGUGUCCUACAAAAGCCCACCGUCCGUAUCAGAACUGGGUAUCCUGAGGAAGAAGACUCAGAGGAGGAUAUAGAUAUGCCUAUUCCUGGCAGAGGAGAUUGGAAAGGCCCCAAUGAAUCCACCUUCCAGCCUGCUCUUGAUGCCACCAAGGAACAAGACUCCUGCGUUGGGUAUGAGGAAAUGGUUAGUCAGAAGCCCGUUUUUCAAGGAAGAGCACCCAGUGAAGCCACAGCCCAGAGAGGUAUGGAUACUGCAGGCGUUGAGCAGUGGAGGCAGAACAGAAGGAAAUCUUUGGUGAAAGCACAGGAUGAGAUGGUGGAGCAGAACUACCUGAGUCAGGAUGGACCAAGGAGGGGAAAGAGAAGUCACACAGAACGGAAGACAGAUGAAUCCAUCGUUCCUCAAAGUGGCGUCUUCACUGAGCAAGGAGAACAACCAGAAAACAGAGAUGCUUUGAGAGCGUCCACAGAGGAGAAAAGAAAUCAAAGGGCAGAGUCUGAAGGAACAAGCAGUGGGAGCAGAAACAAUGGAAACAGCCCCAGAUGCCCUACAGAGGUGAAGCGGUGUGGAAAGAGCUUCAGGUAUCAGAAGCAGUUUGCUGCCCAUCAGAUGAUUCACACAGGACAGAAACCUCAUAAAAGUGCAGACUGUGGAAAGAGCUUCCGCUUGAAAAGUGACCUUACACAACAUAAAAGAACCCACACAGGGCAAAAGCCUUUCAAAUGUUCUGAGUGCGAUAAAAGCUUUACUGCGAACGCAAACCUUACACGACAUAAAAGAACUCACACAGGGGAGAAGCCUUUCAAAUGUUCUGAGUGCGAUAAAUGUUUCGCACACAGCUCAAACCUUACAGUACAUAAAAGAACUCACACACGGGAAAAGCCUUUCAAAUGUUCUGAGUGCGAUAAAUGUUUCGUACACAGCUCAUACCUUACAGUACAUAAAAGAAUUCACACACAGCAGAAGCCUUUCAAAUGUUCUGAGUGCGAUAAAUGUUUCACACAAAGCUCAUACCUUACAGUACAUAAAAGAAUUCACACACAGGAGAAGCCUUUCAAAUGUUCUGAGUGCGAUAAAUGUUUCACACAAAGCUCAUACCUUACAGUACAUAAAAGAACUCACACAGGGGAGAAACCUUUCAAAUGUUCAGUGUGUAGUAAGUGUUUUUCUCAAAGGUCGGACUUUACUAAACAUCAAAGCAUUCACACAGGGGGGAAACCAUAUAAAUGUGCAGACUGUGGAAAGAGCUUCCGUUUGAAAACAGACCUUACAAGACAUGAAAGAAUUCACACAGGGCAAAAGCCUUUCAAAUGUUCAGUGUGCAAGAAAAGCUUUGGUUGGCACACAAGCCUUACUGAACAUAAAAGAACUCACACAAAGGAGAAGCCUUUCAAAUGUUCAGUGUGCAAGAAAAGCUUUGGUUGGCAAACAAGCCUUACAGUACAUAAAAGAACUCACACAAAGGAGAAGCCUUUCAAAUGUUCUGAGUGCGAUAAAUGUUUCACACAAAGCUCACACCUUAAAGUACAUAAAAGAACUCACACAGGGGAGAAGCCUUUCAAAUGUUCAGUGUGUGGUAAGUGUUUUUCUCAAAAGUCGCACUUUACUAAACAUCAAAGGAUUCACAAAGGUGAGAGAGCCCAUGAAUGCUCAGUGUGUGGUAAAUGCUUCAGUCAGGAGGCAAACCUUACUAAACAUCUAAAGCUUCAUAGGAGGAAGACACCUUUUAAGUCAUCACUGGGUAGAAAAAGCUUUACUAAGAGCUCAAAUCUUCCUAGUCAACAAAUGAUUCGCAAAAAAAAGUAUAAAUGUUCAGCUUGGGGGAAAAGCUAUACUAAGUGGUCAUACCUUACCAAACAUAAAAGAAUACCACACAAAGCAGAGAAACCCUAUAAAUGCAAAGGGUGUAGAAAAUGUUUCAGUAGCAGGUCAAUCCUUACUAGACAUAAGAGAAUCCUACACAGAUGGAACAAAGUCUAUGCAUGUUCCAAGUGCAGUCAAUGUUUCCGUUCAAGGAGACUUCUUAUUACACAUCAAGGAACCCACACAGCACAGAAACCUUUUCAAUGCUCACAGUGUAGAAAAGCCUUCAGUCAGGAGGCAAAUCUCCUUAGACAUCAAAGAACUCACACAGGAGACAAACCCCACGAAUGCCCUGUGUGUAGAAAAAGCUUCAGUGAGAGCGCAGGUCUUUCCAGACAUACAAGGUCUUGCCAUACAGGGGAGAAACUGCACAAGUGUGAACAAUGUGGAAAGAGCUUCAUUCGUAAAUCAGACCUCAAGAGGCAUCAAAAGCACCACACAAGGGAGACGCCCAACCAGGGUUCAAAUCUCAGUGAAGGUUUAGAUGAUGAAUCAAGACCUCAUGAAGGUGAGAACGCACAGCGGAUGGAAACCAUGUAACUUCUUCAACUAUCCUAAGAAGGUCGCAUCCACACAAUACU